Symbiodinium natans is the source of this 2325-nucleotide messenger RNA. NCBI's taxonomy places the organism in Eukaryota, Dinophyceae, Suessiales, Symbiodiniaceae. The record is from the annotation of a GenBank genome assembly.
AUGCCGCGGCAGCUGCUGCCGCCGGCGGCACGGCGGCCGCUGGGCGGCCUACUGCUGGCACUGCUCGCCGCUGUGGCCGCGUACACCUACAUUGUGAAGUACCGGGAGGCCGCGAGCGGUAGCUCCGUCUGCCAUCCGAAUCUUGCGCGUCUGCGGGACAGCGACGGCCGCGAGAUCCUGCUGAUCGGCUCCCUCUGCGUGGACCUGGACAAGGAGUCAUCCCGGCUGGUGACGGAUGCGCUAAAUGCCCACCGUCCAGAUGUCGUGAUGUUGGAAGGGUCUCCGACAGCCGUCGCCCAGGCUAUGCUUACAACAGGUCACUGGGAGAUCAUCGGCAUACGGAGGCCCAACAACACGGACUGGAUGAACUUGGACCCCGACCUGCGCCCGGUCGAGCUGAAGCCACCUGCACAGAAGCGCCGCUUUCGGCUUUUCUCAGGCUCAGUGGCGCCAGAGCGAUCGAUGGUCCCAGUCAAGGUCAACUUUUGGGCUUACCACCUCUUAAGUUCAGUGGGCGGCAACAUGGCGGCCACGGUGGCCGCUGCGUCGCGGCUCAGCGUUCCUUUGCGCUUCCUGGGGCCACCCGAUGGAGGCAUGCAGGGCUACGUGCAGGAGGACUUUGUGUAUUACAUCGUGUUCCCAAACGCCUUAACCCAGCUGAUCCGGCACAGUCUUGCGUGUUUGCUCACGAGCAAGAUGGGAGGCGUGGAUGGCGGGGGUUUGGGCGAGAUUAUAGAUUCUGACUUCGGAAUUGCAACCUCACCUGGACAGUCCGAGAGUCGAACUCCAGUUGAAGGCGUUAAAGGUUUUAAUGCCGUGGACAUGAUCAUGAUUUCCAGUAACUCCGUCCCAGCCUGUUCCGAAGAAUCUGACCACUGGCUAAGAGAGAAAUGGCCCGCGCAUCAAGCUGGCACUGCGUGCGCCCCUUUUCCAGCCCUUGAACUCCAUGCCCCUGUCAAAGCUUUGGAGCCGAGAACUGAAGAGGUGCUCCACGGUGUUAUCAAGCUGCCGUCCAGAGACUUCGGCGACCCAGCUGAGUGUGGAGGGGUUGUCAUGUCGCACUAUGGUAGGAAUGGGCUUCCCCUUGCGAGUCACGGCUGCGAUGCCGGGGUGCCGGCCUUCUCACCUGGGCAGCUGGGCGUGGAAACGCCCCCUGUUCCGGGCAACAUCUCGCUGGCGGGCACGCUGUCUGCAGACACCGUUGCGGCCCUUGCACCGCGCUACAAGGCAUGGCUUUACCUGAAUCCGAAGGGGCUCAGUUCUCAUUUCCAUGCUGGCCCUCGCAUCUCGAAUCGUGCCGUCGGCUUUCCGCGGGACGUCAUCGAAAAAGCUGGCUGCAGGCUGGAGACUUUGGACUUCUUCCGCCCGCCUGUGCCUCCAGAGCAGACAGAGCAGCUAUUGGCCGCUGUAACUGAGCUGCCCAGACCAUUGAUGAUUCAGUGCAGCACCGGCACAAGAUCUUCGGCGCUGCUCACACUUUGGUGGGCGAAGAAUGCAGGCCACAACGCAGAAGCGGCUCUUCGGAUGGCAGAGGACCUGAAGUGCCUCAACCGAUUGAUGGAGUCGGGCUGGCUCCGGGAUUGGCUGCUGCCAGAGUUGCAGUGCCCAGAGCUGAUGCAGCCAGCGUGUGCGGGUUACCUGUUAGAGCAGUUCUUCGAGCCCUUGACCUUCAGCAACACAUACCUCGUGGCUUGCAAGUCGACCAAGGAAGCAAUCUUGAUAGAUCCGGAGGCGAGCCGGACGGAGCGAGACCUCGAACUCAUCGAGGAGUCAGGACUUCAUCUCAAGUAUGUCGUGAACACGCAUUGUCACUACGACCACGUGAACAUGACAGGGAGCGACGUGAUCAAGAAGCUUCGUCACGUCCCGCUCUUGAGCUCCAAAGCUUCCGGUGCUGCGGCAGAUGAGUUCCUCUCACAGGGAAGUACGGUGACCUUUGGGCAGUACUGGCUCGAAGUUCGGGAAACACCAGGCCACACCAGCGGCUGCCUGACUUACAUCCUCAGGGGACCCGGAGAGCCUAAGGUGGCCUUUACGGGCGAUGCGCUCUUGGUCCGCAGCUGCGGCCGAACUGACUUCAAGGAGGGCAAUGCUGGACAGUUAUUCGACAGCGUUCACCGCGAGAUUUUCAGCCUCGAUUCCGAGACCCAGAUCUUUCCUGGUCACGAAUACAGCGGGCGGAACAACUCCACUGUGGGGGAAGAGAAGGCCGAAGCUCUAAGCUUCACUUUUUCAAGGUCUGCCGGGGCCGGGGGUCCCGAGUCUCCGCUCCAAUCGUGCAGAAGCCUGCAUCCUCAAGUGGCCUUAAAAGAGUUGAAGGCCUGA